This is a messenger RNA of Pimephales promelas (fathead minnow), 2855 nucleotides long. The record is from RefSeq and is a predicted model, not a curated record. NCBI's taxonomy places the organism in Eukaryota, Metazoa, Chordata, Actinopteri, Cypriniformes, Leuciscidae.
CACACUCGCACUCAUAUCACCGCGAGUGCUGUGAAGACAUGAUUCAAACAUUCACACUCUGGAUUUUUCAAGUAGCCCAUUCCACAAGCUGACCAGUCUGAGGGAAAACCGCCUUCGCCGUGUUUGUAAUUCCCAUGUUCCUCGAUCGUAUUAUUCAGGGCUCAUGGGCACUCUCAGAGAUCUUCAGUUCGCACUUCAGUUGAAGAUUGAGGAGUUACGGCAAAGAGAUGCUCUUAUCGACGAGCUGGAGCUUGAACUGGACGCUAAAGAUGAUCUGAUACGACGCCUGCAGGGGGAGCUCGACCGUCUGCGCCUCUCCGCUCCAGGCAUCUCAGCCUCAGCUGCCACUGCUGCCGGUACCAUUCUUUUACAGUCUAUGGCUGGUCAACAACGUGCUUCUUCCCUGAGAGUGAGGAGAAAAGCACUGGUUACCGAUUCAGUAACCAUGGAGCCAAAACUAGACUUACAAAACCCUCCAAUCAGCCAUAGCAAGAGUGAAGAGUCAAAGAGGCUGAUAGAAUCAGCUUUAGCAGAAAAUGAAUGCAUGAAAUAUUUAGAUAGGGAUCAGAUGCUGUGUUUGGUGGAUUCUGCCUAUCCCAUCACGCUCAAACAGGGUGUGUGUUUUGUCAAGGAAGGGGAUAAUGGAACCCAGGCUUACAUUGUUGAAGAGGGAAAACUGGAGGUAUCCAGGGCUGGCCAGAGGCUGCACAUCAUUGAGCCGGGAAUGAUGUUUGAAGAACUGGGCCUCAUUCAUAACCACACCUGCUCUACUACUGUCACAGCUCUUGUGAACAGCAGGCUGUGGGUGAUGGAGGGUCAAGUGUUUCAGAGGGUCAUGCAGAGAAGAAGCCUGAUCACCAUCACUCAGUCUCUGCAAUUCCUGCGCAGUGUCCCACUGCUCUCUGUGUUACCGGAUGAUGUUUUCAAUAAAGUGUCUGAUGCACUGGAGGAGACUCACUACAGUGAUGGUGAAUAUAUCAUUCAAAAUGGAAGUCCAGAAGAUAAACUCUUCAUUUUUUGUCAAGGCCAGGUGAAAGUAUUCGAGAAACAAUCAGCUAAUGAGGAGAACGUGAUGGUGUGUGUCCUCACCAGAGGGGACUGUUUUGGAGACCGCGCUCCACGAGGAGACGACAUGAGGUCGAUGAGUGUUCUUGCCUCAGGCGAUGUGACAUGUCUGGUCAUGGACAAAGAGUUUUUCAAAAACGUAACUGGAGGCUUAGACGAUGCUAGAGACAAUCCUAGCAACAAGGCCAGAUCGAGGGCAGAGGAAGAUGGGACUGCGUUUGGGGAAAUGUCUCUUAGCAGUUUUCAAGUGCUGUGUAAUCUGGGGGAAGGACAGUACAGUCACACUCAGCUCGUGCUUUUAAAGAGUGACCCCAGCUGUAAGUUUGCAUUAAAGUCCAUACGAAAGCAGGCGAUACAGAGGCCAGGCCAAAGAGAGAGGAUGCUCUCGGAGAAACACAUCCUGAUGGAUCUCCAAAGUCCAUUUAUAGUAAGGUUGUAUUGUACCUUUAAAGAUCCUCGGUUCCUGUAUAUGCUGAUGGAGGCUUGUGAAGGGGGAGAUCUGUGGAUUUUACUGAGAGACAGGGGGUCACUGGAAGAAGAUGCCGUCCGCUUCUACGCAGCAUGUGUUCUGGAAGCUCUCAGUGUAUUACACGGCAAAGGCAUUGUUCACAGAGACCUGAAACCUGAAAAUGUGCUACUGGACCAACGUGGAUAUGCUAAACUGACAGGGUUUGGUUGUGCUAAGAAGCUGGCCUCUUUGCACAGGGCCUGGUCAUUCUGUGGGUCUGUGGGUUAUCAGCCUCCAGAGGUCAUUCUGCAUCAAGGUCACGGCCUGUCUGCAGAUCUCUGGGCUUUAGGGAUGUUGCUGUAUGAACUGCUCAGUAGCAGACCCCUGUUCUCUGGCUCAGAGCCGCUGAAGGUUUAUACGGCAGCACUGAAGGGAACAGAUGAGCUAGAGUUCCCCAAAACCAUCAGCAGGACUGCAGCACAUCUCAUCAAGAGCCUCUGCAGGCUGAACCCCUUAGAGAGACUGGGACAGAGGAACGGGGUCAAGGACAUCUGCAAACACAUGUGGUUUGAAGGCUUCGACUGGGAAGGACUUCGCAAGGGCACAUUGACUCCCCCAGUAAUACCAAACGUUCGCUCUGUCUCUGAUCACGGAGGACCAGCUCUCCUGGAUGAAACCCACAUUGAAGAAGCAUCAUUGGAAGAUUCUGUCUAUGAUAUAGAUUUUUGAUUUGUACCAUGGCUAUAUGGAUGAUGUAAAUUGAAAAUAAUAAUAAUAAUUGGAUUCUGGUGUUAAUUGUGCAUUAACUUUGCAGUUGGUUAUUUACUUAAUUUAUUCUGAGUUGAAAACCAAUGCAGACAACACUACAAAGCUCCAGGACUUCAUAAUCAAUGAUUUACUUGAAAUAUGUCUCCGAAAAAUGCAAUUGUACAUGAUCCCGCGUGAAAACAAUUUUAAAGAAUGCUACAGAUUUUUUUUAAGGAUUCCAUCUUUUACAACAUGUUUACAUUUAACAUUUUUCUGCACAUUUUUGCCGAUUAAAAUCCAUUCAUUUCAAUAUGAAUCCACACAAUCGCAAAUUUUGCAUGAAGGCGAAGUGUUUCCCCAUGCAGAUUUCGCCACAGGUUACAUUUUGAUUCGUUAGCCUACAUUGUCCAACAGAAAACUUCUAGUUCCUCUGAGAUUUCCUUUAACUGCCCGAAAGCUGAACAUUAUUCCAGUAUUAAACUGGGUUCUACCGGAUAUUUGAAAAUACAUUAUUAAUCUCCAUACUCGCCCAGUUUUAAAAUGCCAGUUUGAACUGUAAAAGCACUGCAAAAUAAAAGAAAGAAAAAGAUCACAA